Molecule: messenger RNA, 1399 nt
Organism: Jaculus jaculus (lesser Egyptian jerboa)
Lineage: Eukaryota; Metazoa; Chordata; Mammalia; Rodentia; Dipodidae
Gene: Spata17
Product: spermatogenesis associated 17
Exons: 11
Coding region: 58-1146 (362 amino acids)
Biological process (GO): mitotic cell cycle; spindle organization; establishment of meiotic spindle localization
Cellular component (GO): spindle pole
Molecular function (GO): protein binding
Source: RefSeq, a predicted model, not a curated record
UCGGCGCCGUUGCCGGGGAGACCGGGCCCCGCCCAGCGAAGCCCGGGCCGCGGCGCCAUGGCCACGUUAUCCCGGCUGCAGGCGCGCUCGGCCCUUCUGGAGACGCAGUUCUACUUUAGGAACCGUGUUGUCGAUGAAUUUAGAAAGAAAGAAUAUGAUGCAGCAGUGAAAAUCCAGAGCUGGUUCCGAGGGUGUCAAGUCCGGGCAUACAUAAGGCAUUUGAACAGAGUAGUAACAAUCAUGCAAAAGUGGUGGAGAGGGUACCUAAGCAGAAAACAUUACCAACUUGUUGUUCAGGUAGCAUAUUAUAAGAUGAAGAUGAAUUUCUACAACGCAAUGGCCGUCAGGAUACAGAAGUUGUGGCGUGGCUUUAAAAUUCGGAGAUAUUGCUUCAAUUACUUCUGUUUGAAACAAUACUUGAGAGCUGUUGCAGGAAUCAAUGAGAUGGUCAGGGAGGCCCUGGAGGAGUUCACAAAGAUAAAAGAAAGGGAAGAGAAGAAGGCUGCCCUGGAAAAAGAAGCGAUGCAAAGAGAUUACCGAGCCCGGAAGACACAUUACCUCCUCAGCACGAAGCAGAUUCCAGGUGUAUACAACUCGCCAUUCAGAAAAGAGCCAGAUCCAUGGGAGCUGCAGCUGAAGAAAGUAAAGAUUUUAAAGCCCCACCCAACUCCUAAGGCCCAGAAGCACACCAGAAGCCUGACCAACUGGCUGGCCUGCACCAGUGCCAGGUCCUUUCCUCAGAGCACAAGCCUGCCACCUAUUGAUAGGAAGCAGUGUCAGGGUCCCUUCUGGGACAUCAAUGAAGUCCUGGAGCAGCGCUACAAACCGCUGGAGCCAACGCUGAGGGUGGCAGAACCUAUCAACCACUUACAGCUGGCCAGGGAGGAGCUGAGAAGAGAGGAACGGAUGCUAAAUGUGAAUGACAAAAUGUUUUUGCCAUUUUCUUCUUACCAUAAAAAAGAAAACUACGUCCCACUAAUACAUUCAUCAAGCAUAUACAAGCCUGACUCUUAUGGACUGAAACACUUCCGAACUGAAAACCGUCAAAAAUGGAUCAGCAACAAGGAUUUUCAAACUGUAUUACCAUCCUUUGAACUCUUCUCAAAGUAUGGAAAAUUAUAUUCAAAAGCUGGACAAAUUAUAUAAAGAGAACACAAGAAGAUGAAAUGUAAACAUGAGGUUAAGAUGUGACGGGAGCAUGAAAUAGAAGAUACCACUGCCGAAUCAGGUCCUGGAUUCUGCUCCCAUGCUGCUGAGUGACCUUGACUUUGGCCUCUUAGCCUCUUAGCCUCUGCAGUUCUCUCUGUCUCUCAUCUCUCUUUCUCAUCUGUCAGAAGAAGAAAUUGCAAACUAUCUUGGGGUCAUUAUAAACCUUUAUAGUCUAAAAGGAAAAUAAAUU